Molecule: messenger RNA, 654 nt
Organism: Filobasidium floriforme
Lineage: Eukaryota; Fungi; Basidiomycota; Tremellomycetes; Filobasidiales; Filobasidiaceae
Product: ribosomal protein L10e/L16
Exons: 4
Coding region: 1-654 (217 amino acids)
Biological process (GO): translation; ribosomal large subunit assembly
Cellular component (GO): ribosome; cytosolic large ribosomal subunit
Molecular function (GO): structural constituent of ribosome
Source: RefSeq, a predicted model, not a curated record
AUGGGUCGUCGUCCUGCUCGUUGCUACCGUUACUGUAAGAACAAGCCUUACCCCAAGUCGAGGUACAACCGAGGUGUCCCCGACCCCAAGAUCAGGAUCUUCGACUUGGGCCGAAAGAGGGCUUCCGUCGAUGACUUCCCCUUCUGCGCCCACUUGGUCUCGGACGAAUACGAGCAGAUCUCUUCCGAGGCUUUGGAAGCUGCCCGAAUUUGCUGCAACAAGUACAUCGUCAAGACCUCUGGAAAGGACUCUUUCCACUUGAGGGUCAGGGCCCACCCCUUCCACAUCGUCCGAAUCAACAAGAUGUUGUCCUGUGCCGGAGCCGAUAGGCUUCAACAGGGUAUGCGAGGUGCUUGGGGAAAGCCUUACGGUUGUGUUGCUCGAGUCAACAUCGGUCAGAUCAUCCUUUCCGUCCGAUGCAAGGAGAGCAACAAGGCCGUCGUUCUCGAGGCUCUUAGGCGAUCGCGAUACAAGUUCCCCGGUCGACAGAAGAUCAUCAUCUCCAAGAAGUGGGGUUUCACCGACGUCAACAAGGAGGAGUACCUCAACCUCAAGGCCGAGAAGCGAUGCAUCCAGGACGGUGCUUACGUCCAAUACGUCAAGCCCAAGGGUCCCCUCCUCGCCAACCUCCGAAACCAGGAGCGUGCUUUGUAG